This is a messenger RNA of Hemicordylus capensis (graceful crag lizard), 7622 nucleotides long. RefSeq names its product clustered mitochondria homolog (gene CLUH). Gene Ontology annotation, molecular function: protein binding; mRNA binding. Gene Ontology annotation, biological process: intracellular distribution of mitochondria. Bases 367 to 5208 code for a protein of 1613 amino acids. The record is from RefSeq and is a predicted model, not a curated record. NCBI's taxonomy places the organism in Eukaryota, Metazoa, Chordata, Lepidosauria, Squamata, Cordylidae. The transcript is spliced from 26 exons. Gene Ontology annotation, cellular component: cytoplasm.
GAAAAUCCCCUUCUCGGGACUGUGUUCUCCUGGGCAACCGAGAAGAGGAACCCCGACAUCUUUUGGGGCUGCAGGUUUCUCUUGGCGUUAGAGGGCUGGGGAGUUUUCUGGAGCUCCGGCUUGUGGGAGGGAAUGGUGGCCGGGGGUGGGGGUAACCCCACCGGAACUCCCGCCGUGGGGAUGCCGAGUUUCCCGGAUGUUUCGGAUUUCUUAUUUUGGAAGCUUGUCAAGCAUGCUCGUUCCUUAAGGAUCUGGAACGAGAGGGUCUCGGAAACCCUCUGAACUCCUCACUCUUGGGAGCAUCAGUUUGCCGGCCAGUGUGGCGGCUUUCGGCAGUGCCUUCGUGCAUCCUCCCUCCCGCUGGGAAUGAUGGGGAACAGCCUCUUUGCCGGGUGCUGCCGAUACGUUGCCGAGCUGCUCUUCUGGGUGCGUGAGGAGACGUCGCCUGGGGAGCGGUCUCCGCUCGUGUCGGAUCAUUCCGCCAUGGGAUACGAGGCCGCUGCCCGAGGCCCGACCAAGGUGGGCGUCUCGGAAUCCGCCCUGGGCCCGGCUCCCUACCCAGAUAUUCUCCUGGGCUGUGCUCCGUGUGAAUACCUGCGGAGUGAGGAGGGGACCGGCCAAGACUUCUCCGGCGAUGAACAGACAGGCGAGGCCUCCGUCGACAGCUGCCAGCUGCCUGCCGCUCCCGGCCGGCCGGCUCGGGGGUCUUGUGCCAUGGCCGCCCUCCUUCCCGACCUUGAGCAAGAAUCGACACCACCUCUGGACUAUUCUGGGCAGCGUCGGGCCUGCCAGCCUUGUGAGGCGCUGGCGGGUCGCAGCUCAAGCUUCCGGAGCAACGAGCCAGAAGAGGAUACGAGGCGGAGUGAUGGGAGAGACUCGGACCACAGGUUCCCUGCUUUCAGUGCGCCCCAGUGCUCAGAAGCCUUGGUGAGGGGCCAGAGCGCGGGUUCGGGAUCCCCGCUGGCAAAGAGCAGGGUACUCGCUUGCAACGGCAAAGCCACUUCUGUGCUCGGUGGCCGGGGCGGCCGCAGCCUGUCAGGCGAGCCGAGCUCAAAUCCGCCUGGGGAACGAGCCCAGGUUGCUCAGGAGGGCCCUUCCCGUGGUGUGGAGGAAGAGGGAAGUGAUGGGGCUGGAGCUCAAGGAGUCGGGUGCCUCUCGGUGGACCCAAAGGUUGGCGUCGGUGGCCAGUUCAGCCUCGAACCGGAGUGGGAAGCGGAUCAGCGGCUGAGGCAGCAGCGGAGGAAGAGGAGGAAGAAGGCGGCUUCUGUGCUAGAGGAACACCCAUCCAACAUAACCCUAAUGAACGGAGAUGGUUUGCAUGAGAACCACAAGGAAGAAACCCCGCAGAACGGCCACGAAGAGGCAGACCCCGCGGACGAUGGCAACGAUCAAGAGGUCAUUGUUAUCCAGGACACGGGCUUCACGGUCAAGAUCCACGCGCCGGGAGUGGAGCCUUUCCCCUUGCAAGUCUCUCCUCAAGAGAUGGUCCAGGAGAUCCACCAAGUAUUGAUGGACCGUGAAGAUACAUGCCACCGGACGUGCUUCUCCCUGCAGUUGGACGGCAAUGUCCUGGACAAUUUUGCCGAGCUGAAGACCAUCGAAGGCCUGCAGGAGGGUUCUGUGCUGAAAGUGGUUGAAGAGCCCUACACCGUCCGGGAAGCCAGGAUCCACGUCCGUCACAUCCGUGACCUCCUGAAGAGUCUCGACCCCUCGGAUGCUUUCAAUGGGGUCGACUGUAGCUCCUUGUCGUUCCUGAGCGUCUUCACAGAUGGAGACCUUGGAGACAGCGGUAAACGGAAGAAGAAGGGUACAGAAAUGGAGCAGAUCGACUGCACCCCUCCGGAACAUAUCCUGCCAGGGGGCAAGGAGAAGCCCCUCUGCCCCCUUCAGCCCCAGAACAGGGACUGGAAGCCCCUGCAGUGCCUGAAAGUGUUAACCAUGAGCAGCUGGAACCCGCCGCCCGGCAACCGCAAGAUGCACGGAGACCUGAUGUACCUCUACGUCAUCACCACGGAAGACCGGCACGUCAGCAUCACCGCCUCCACCCGGGGGUUUUACCUCAACCAGUCCACAGCAUACAACUUCAACCCCAAGCCCGCCAGCCCAAGCUUCCUCAGCCAUUCCCUGGUAGAGCUCCUCAACCAGAUCAGUCCUACCUUCAAAAGAAACUUCGCUUCUCUGCAGAAGAAACGCGUCCAGAGACACCCGUUGGAGCGGAUCUCCACCCCUUUCCAAGUGUACAGCUGGACAGCACCGGUCGCAGAACACGCCAUGGACUGCGUGAGAGCCGAAGACGCCUAUACCUCUAGGCUGGGCUAUGAGGAGCAUAUCCCGGGACAGACCCGCGAUUGGAACGAAGAGCUGCAGACCACCAGAGAACUGCCCCGCAAAAAUCUUCCAGAGAGGCUGCUGCGGGAACGAGCCAUUUUUAAGGUGCACAGCGACUUCACGGCGGCCGCCACGAGGGGGGCCAUGGCCGUCAUCGACGGCAACGUGAUGGCCAUCAACCCCAGCGAGGAGACGAAGAUGCAGAUGUUCAUCUGGAACAACAUCUUCUUCAGCCUGGGCUUCGACGUCCGCGACCACUACAAGGACUUCGGGGGGGACGUGGCCGCCUACGUGGCCCCGACGAACGACCUCAACGGGGUCCGGACGUACAACGCGGUGGACGUCGAAGGGCUCUACACGCUGGGGACGGUCGUGAUCGACUACCGGGGCUACCGCGUGACGGCCCAGUCGAUCAUCCCGGGCAUCCUGGAGCGGGAGCAGGAGCAGAGCGUCAUCUACGGCUCGAUUGACUUUGGCAAGACGGUCGUCUCGCACCCCAAGUACCUGGAGCUGCUGGAGAAGACCAGCCGGCCCUUGAAGAUCCAGAAGCACGAGGUGCUGAACGACAAGGACGAGGAGGUGGAGCUGUGCUCCUCGGUGGAGUGCAAAGGGAUCAUCGGCAACGACAGCCGCCAUUACAUCCUCGACCUUCUGCGCACCUUCCCCCCGGACCUGAACUUCCUGCCCGUGGAGGGGGAGGCCAUGCCGGAGGAGUGCCGGAAGAUGGGCUUCCCCAAACAGCAUCGGCACAAGCUGUGUUGCCUUCGGCAAGAGCUGGUCGACGCCUUUGUGGAACACCGGUACCUCAUGUUCAUGAAGCUGGCUGCCCUGCAGCUGAUGCAGCAGAAGGCCAGCCAGCCAGAGGGCUCGGCUUCGCUGGAGAACGGCAGUGCCAGCCCCACGGCGCCCUUUCCGGAAAACGGGGCCGGGGACAGCGAGAAGCCCCUCUUGGCCGAGGUCAAGCUGGAAGACGGCAAAGGGGUGGAAAACGUGUCUGGGCUGGACCAGGUCAAAGAGCUGACGGAGACCAUUGCCUCGGACGAUGGAGCAGUGGACCCCAAAAGCAGGGAGGUGAUUCAGAACGCCUGCAAAGCUGUGGGCUCCAUCAGCAACACGUCCUUCGACAUCCGCUUCAACCCGGAUAUCUUCUCGCCGGGGGUGCGUUUCCCGGAGUCCAGCAAAGAACAGAUUCAAGAUCAGAAGAGGUUACUGAAGGACGCUGCCGCUUUUCUGGUCUCCUACCAGAUCCCGGGCUUGGUCAAAGACUGCCUUGACCACACCAUGCUGCCGAUGGAUGGUGCCACCUUAGCAGAAGCGAUGCACCAGCGAGGUAUCAACAUGCGCUACUUGGGUAAAGUGGUUGACUUCAUCGCCAAGACCCCGGCCCGGACUCAGCUCGAUCACGUCUAUAAAAUAGGAAUUGCAGAACUGAUCACUCGGUCGGCCAAACACAUCUUCAGGACCUACCUGCAGGGCGUGGAGCUCUUGGGCUUAUCCGCUGCCAUCAGCCACUUCCUCAACUGCUUCCUGAGCUCCUUCCCGAACCCGGUCGCUCACCUUCCCGCCGAUGAGCUGGUGUCUAAGAAGAAGAACAAGAGGAGGAAAAAUCGGAACUUGGGCAAUGCUGACAACACGGCCUGGACCAGCACCAGCCCUCAGGAUCUGUGGAAGAACAUCUGCUUGGAGGCCAAGAGUUACUUUGACUUCCCUCUGGAAUGUGAGAGCGUCGACCAGGCAGCAGAGAUGUACAGUCUACAGAAGAUAACCCUCCUGCGCGAAAUCUCCCUGAAAACUGGAAUCCAGAUCCUGCUGAAAGAGUAUAACUUUGACAGCCGACACAAACCCACUUUCACCGAGGAGGACAUCCUCAACAUCUUCCCUGUGGUGAAGCACGUCAACCCCAAGGCCUCGGACGCCUUCCACUUCUUCCAGAGCGGACAGGCCAAAGUGCAGCAAGGUUUCUUGAAGGAGGGCUGUGAGCUCAUCAGCGAGGCCUUAAACCUGUUCAACAACGUCUACGGCGCCAUGCACGUGGAGAUCUGUGCCUGCCUGCGGCUGCUGGCCCGCCUCAACUACAUCAUGGGGGACUACUCAGAGGCCUUAAGUAACCAGCAGAAAGCGGCGCUGAUGAGCGAAAGAGUCCUGGGCAUCGAGCACCCCAGCACCAUCCAGGAAUACAUGCACCUCGCUUUGUAUUGCUUUGCCAACAGCCAGCUCUCCACGGCACUCAACUUGCUCUACCGCGCCCGCUACCUCAUGCUGCUGGUGUUUGGAGAAGAUCACCCCGAAAUGGCACUUUUGGAUAACAAUAUUGGCUUGGUCCUCCACGGUGUCAUGGAAUACGACCUCUCCCUCCGGUUCCUGGAGAACGCGUUGGAGAUCAACUCCAAGUACCAUGGCGCCAAAUCCCUCAAAGUUGCACUGAGCCGCCACUUGGUCGCGCGGGUCUACGAGAGCAAAGCGGAGUUCCGGUCGGCCCUCCAGCACGAGAAGGAAGGCUACACCAUCUACAAACACCAGCUUGGUGAGCAGCACGAGAAGACCAAAGAGAGCUCGGAGUACUUGAAAUACCUGACUCAGCAGGCCGUGGCCCUGCAGCGCACCAUGAACGAGAUCUACAAGAACGGCUCCAACGCCAACAUCAUGCCCUUGAAGUUCACAGCUCCCAGCAUGGCCAGCGUCCUGGAGCAGCUCAACAUAAUCAAUGGGAUUCUCUUCAUUCCACUAAGCCAAAAAGACUUGGAGAACCUGAAAGCGGAAGUCCAGCGCCGCCAGCAGCUGCAAGAAGCCCUGAAGAGAAGCGAUCAGCUGGAGUCGGAAGGAAAAGUCCCAGAGGGGAGAGAAGCCCAGCCCAGCCCGCCCCUGGCCGCAGCCCCCUAGCCGGCACCGCCUCGCUUUCCUGCUGCUGGAAUCUCUUCCCGGGGUUGCUCGGUCGGUCCCUCACCCACCCACUCCGGGGCGGCUUCUCCUUGGCAGUUGUUUUUUAUUAUUAUUUUUUAAUUUGCACUGGUACAAUGAAUACACAAUGCAAAGAACUAAAUUUUGGAGAAAUAGAAACCUACCUGUCUGAGCUGGAAGCUUCCCCAGAGGGCGGGAAGCCCCACCCUGGGGUGCCGUGUUUGGCCGGUGGGGGGGAGGGAAGAGACGGGGACGAGGGGGGUGUAUUGCGUGCGUGCGUGUGUGUGUCUGUAUCGAUCCAUUUCUGCUGUGUACAUAAGAGGUUUAAUUCCAAGUAAGGUACAAGAACAUUUCUCAGGUCAUUUUUAUGUUGACUUUAAGGACAUUUAACUUGGCGGAAAGGAAGGCGCCCCCCCGCCGUCCUUCCUGGCCCCAUUUCAGCCUCCCCUCUCUGUUUAGGCGAUUGCUAUACAUACUAGAGAUUAAAUAUAAAUGCUGCCAUAUUUUUUAAUCGAAGAUUUGAUGUGGACCUGAACGGAGUCCGGAAGGAGGCCGUGAGGGUCUGGAGACAGAAAGCUCUUCUGAUCCCUGUGUGAGGAAAUAGCCAUUGGGUUCCACUCCCCCUAUUGUGGCAGUUCAGCGUCUGGGUGGAGAGUGUCUAGGACUCUCCAUCGCCUCUGCUGCCUGUGUGGUGAGUGGGUGGGUGGUCUUGGGGCAUUGCCCCCCAUCCCCGUUCCUAAUACCAUGCUAGAAAGAGAGCAGUGCCCAAGAAGGGGUGUCCAAAGAAUAAAGCGACAGCAAAUGUUUGAAACCCCAUUGAUCCCUGAGGAUCAGUGUCCAUCUUGAGUCGAGGGAAAACUCUCAAUGGACCGGCCAUUGCCAGCUGCUACUAGCAGGGUUUUUGGGGAGGGUCAGUGGGUGUUUGGGAGACUGGGGCCAUCUCUCCCCCGCCCCUCAAAAGAUGCCUGUCUGGGCUGCUUCAACUCAGGUUGGUCAGUCCUGCUUUUACAGUGGUAAAAGUGCCUAUACUCCUAGCGUUCUUGGGGAGUUGUGUGAACCGCACAAGAUCAAGCCUUGUCUUGGAAGCAUCUCUUCGGGGAGGGGGAGGGAGUCCGAGUCAGCCGGGCGAAGGGAGAACUGCUGACUGCUGUCCACACAGCCAUGCUGCCCGUCGGAAGAGCUUGCUGUGCGGUCACACCCAACCGAAUCAUUGUUCUGACUUGUAAGGUUGACCUGUGAAUGUAUUAAAGAAUCAUGACCCUAACCACAAGCUCUGGCUUUCCCCUUUGAUUUUUCUCCUCUUAGUGAAAUAAAUGCUGUUGAACAUUCAGCCCUGGACAAGGGUUUUGGUUUUUUGGUCUUGUGCCCUUUCUCUGUCCCGGUUGCCCCCGCGUGUCCUCUCGGCCAGACUGGCCCCACUCUUCUCCCAAGGAGGUCUCCAUUGCUGGCAAUGGAUGGGCCCCAAAAUGGGAGCCCUUCCUCUCCCCAAGAUGGUGUGUUUCCUGCUCGGCACAGCGCCAUCUGCUGGCAACCACCUGCUGUUCCUGACACGCUGCUCUCUGAAAAUGCUGGGUUUUGCCCUCCCAGGCCCGGAAUGUACUGUGCUGUGUUUUGAAAUACAGUCUGGUUGCUCAUCCUUCCUUGCUACUAACUUGAUACUGAAUUGCAUUGCUGAUGUUUGCAAUAACAACGUUUCCGACUUGGCUUUUAAGAAAGAAAAAAGUGUCUUCUGUCAUGUGACGAUUGUAUUGUAUUUGGGGAGAGAAGAGGGCGGUGCUUUCUGUCGCAACCUAAUGCAGGAUUGGACAGCCGCCCGCCGCCUUGUUUUGCCCGGCAGACACCCCCGAGCUGGUUGAUUAGCAUCUUGUGCAAGGGGCUCGAUCCAUGCAGUAGGGAGGUGCAUGAAAUUCGCUGGAAUCGAUUCAAAUGUGGUUGAAUUGGAAAGCCGAAUUCAAUUCAACUUGGGGCAAAUUCAAAUCGAUUUGAGUGGACCUCCGCCCUAUUCAGUGGUUUUGAAUUUGAAUUGAUGCUGGCAGAUUUUGUGCAUGUCCCUACCAGGCAUCAUAGCCUGGGGUUGCUGGAGCGUGCGGCUGUCAUAUGUAUGGCCGUUCUGUCCUGGUUGUGUGUGUGACAUCGUGGGAACAUGGAUUGGGUGGAACUUGCUAGCAGGAUGGUGGAGAAAGGGGGUGUGUGGGGGGAAAUGGUGCCACUUCCAGGGGCAAAAGAAGAGCGUCUGGAUCAAUGAGGUGGCCCAUUCCUGACCCAGGAUGAUCAGGUCCCAAGCAGGAGCUCUUCUUCCCCAGACCUUUUAGUCCAGUUGAGGGGAAACGGGGAAGAGGUGACAUGGGUUGUGCAUUUCCUUGGAAGCAUUUCAAUAAAGAAAUUAUUUCAAUGCA